Molecule: messenger RNA, 11795 nt
Organism: Pan troglodytes (chimpanzee)
Lineage: Eukaryota; Metazoa; Chordata; Mammalia; Primates; Hominidae
Gene: TSC22D2
Product: TSC22 domain family member 2
Exons: 2
Coding region: 432-2426 (664 amino acids)
Biological process (GO): regulation of transcription by RNA polymerase II
Source: RefSeq, a predicted model, not a curated record
UCCUCUUCGCCCUCCCACUCCCACCCCCAGCCAAGGCCUGCUGACCGCGCCGAGCGCCGAGCUGGACUGACCACGGCUGCCCGGAGACGAGAGAGGAAGCAGCCGACCCGCCCCUGGGUUCGCGCUCUCGCCGCCUCUGAGGGAAUUGAAUUGAGGCGCCGCGGCUGCGAGAGCUAAAAAGGAAGGAGGAGCCGCCGCGGGACUGAGACGGGGGCAGAGCCGAAGAGACCGACACGGAGAAGGAAACGAGGAGGAGGAUGUCUCACCGGGCGGCCAGCGCCUGGAUCAGCCCGUGACUCUUAACAGCGACGGGCCUCAGACCCCAGCGCAGACUCGGACUUUGUCUUUGGGGGCCCGUGCACUGCCCUCCCCGGUUUCCGACAGGACCCAGAGGAGCCGGCGUGCCUCUCUGCCCUCCAGCCUUCUUCACCAUGUCCAAGAUGCCGGCCAAGAAGAAGAGCUGCUUCCAGAUCACCAGUGUCACCACGGCCCAGGUGGCCACUAGCAUCACCGAGGACACCGAGAGCUUGGACGACCCGGACGAGUCACGCACAGAGGACGUCUCCUCCGAGAUUUUCGACGUCUCUCGGGCCACGGAUUAUGGCCCUGAGGAGGUCUGCGAGCGCAGCUCUUCGGAAGAGACGCUUAACAAUGUUGGGGAUGCGGAGACUCCCGGGACCGUCUCCCCAAACCUCCUCCUAGAUGGGCAGCUGGCAGCGGCGGCUGCUGCUCCCGCCAACGGAGGAGGAGUCGUUUCGGCCCGGAGCGUGUCUGGGGCGCUCGCCAGUACCCUGGCGGCGGCCGCCACUUCGGCCCCCGCCACCGGAGCACCCGGCGGCCCCCAGCUGGCGGGCUCAUCCGCCGGGCCAGUGACUGCAGCCCCAUCUCAGCCUCCCACCACAUGUAGUUCCCGUUUUCGCGUGAUCAAGCUGGACCACGGGAGCGGAGAGCCCUAUAGACGCGGCCGAUGGACGUGUAUGGAAUACUAUGAGAGGGAUUCAGACAGCAGCGUCCUGACUAGAUCCGGGGAUUGCAUUAGACACAGCAGUACUUUUGACCAGACUGCGGAGCGGGACAGCGGCCUGGGCGCCACCGGAGGGUCGGUGGUGGUAGUAGUGGCCUCCAUGCAGGGGGCGCACGGGCCCGAGUCGGGAACUGACAGCUCCUUGACUGCUGUGUCACAGCUACCCCCGUCGGAGAAAAUGAGCCAGCCCACUCCGGCCCAGCCGCAGAGUUUUAGCGUUGGGCAGCCACAGCCGCCGCCGCCACCCGUAGGUGGGGCUGUGGCUCAAAGCUCGGCUCCGCUGCCGCCGUUCCCGGGAGCCGCGACCGGGCCGCAGCCAAUGAUGGCAGCCGCGCAGCCCAGCCAGCCCCAGGGAGCGGGGCCCGGGGGACAGACUCUGCCGCCGACGAAUGUAACCCUGGCGCAGCCGGCUAUGUCCCUGCCUCCGCAGCCGGGCCCUGCAGUGGGCGCCUCCGCGGCGCAGCAGCCCCAGCAGUUCGCGUAUCCUCAGCCUCAGAUACCGCCCGGACAUUUGCUGCCCGUCCAGCCCUCCGGCCAGAGUGAGUACCUGCAGCAGCACGUGGCCGGCCUGCAGCCGCCAAGCCCCGCGCAGCCCUCGUCCACCGGCGCCGCAGCGAGCCCCGCCACGGCGGCCACCCUUCCCGUGGGCACCGGCCAGAAUGCUUCCUCGGUGGGCGCGCAGCUCAUGGGCGCGUCUUCCCAGCCCAGCGAAGCCAUGGCCCCCCGGACGGGACCAGCGCAAGGCGGGCAGGUCGCGCCUUGUCAGCCGACUGGAGUGCCCCCGGCUACUGUGGGAGGCGUGGUGCAGCCGUGCCUGGGUCCUGCGGGGGCUGGGCAGCCCCAGUCCGUGCCUCCGCCGCAGAUGGGUGGCAGUGGUCCGCUGUCAGCCGUACCUGGUGGCCCUCACGCCGUGGUGCCCGGAGUUCCAAACGUGCCUGCAGCCGUGCCCGCUCCAAGCGUGCCUAGUGUGUCUACCACUUCUGUUACUAUGCCAAAUGUACCCGCGCCUCUGGCCCAGUCGCAACAGCUGAGCAGCCAUACGCCAGUCAGCAGGAGCAGCAGCAUAAUCCAGCAUGUUGGGCUGCCCUUAGCGCCAGGCACACACAGCGCACCAACAAGUCUACCACAGUCUGACCUAAGCCAGUUUCAAACUCAGACCCAGCCUUUAGUCGGGCAAGUCGACGAUACUAGAAGAAAAUCAGAACCCCUACCUCAACCACCACUUUCUCUCAUUGCUGAAAAUAAGCCUGUUGUGAAGCCGCCUGUUGCAGAUUCCCUGGCAAACCCCCUUCAGUUAACACCUAUGAACAGUCUGGCCACCUCUGUAUUCAGCAUAGCUAUUCCUGUUGAUGGUGAUGAAGACAGGGGUAUUUCAACAGGCAGGCCUGAGCGAGCUUACUGAAAAGUAAACAGAUCCCUUGGGAACUGGUCUUGCCAUCACUAGAAAUAAUACAACUAUCUUCCUGUCUGUUAACCAGGGAUGCUGAUUUUAAGUGAAAUUUAAUUUUAGUUACAUUUAAAAUGCCUACUCUGGAGUUUUAUUUCCCCAACUUUUCUAAAUGGAAAAGAAAAGAGGUAAGUACAAGCAUUGGAAUUGAACUCCUUUACUUCUGUUUCGUCAUUAUUGGCUGUGAUUAUCAGUAAACCUGAAAGAGCUGUGUAUUUGCUUAAGGAAUGGAAGGCUAGCAAACUAUUCUGCUUUUUUAGGGAAGAAUUCCAUGUCAGAGGCAGUAAAUGUUGAUCUGAAUAGAGAAACCAAUGGAGCUUCCCUCAGAAGAAAAUGAGUGACAGUAAGCUUAUUUGGAAAUGAGAAUUGCCAUAGGAGUGGUGGUAAAUGAAGCCCCACAAAUAACUAGGCACCAGUUAUCACCAUGCUGAUGAUUUCAGCAGCAUCUUAAAAACUAGUGAAUUCUUCCUACCCAGGUGCCAAGGGGAGGUAGAGUAACUCAUGGAGAAAAAUAACUACACAUUACAGACUGACUGGCAGAAUUUAAGGUUAACUUCAUUUAGAAAUCAUGGACUAUAUAUAUAAAUGGGCAUCAGUCUAGGCAUAGUCAUAGGACUGUAGGGAAAACCAGGUCUCCAAGUUUUUAAAAGCCACAUGCUUGGUUAUGAAAUUGAUGCUCUCAAAAUAUAAUUCAAAUUCUUGUUGAUCUGGAAAUAAGAAUAGUGUGUAGGAAAGAAAUAAAUUGUAUGUAGAGUGUAGUGAAGGUAGGUCAUUGGGAUUUUAAUGGAAGAUGAAAGAAGCCACUUAAAACUGUUUGAAACUCAUGCCUACGGUGUUCUGAAAAGCUACUUGGGAAGUUCAGUAAAGUAUUAGAUGCUUGGUCAUAUUAUAAAGUAGUCUCUUUAACAAUACGUGUUUGUCCCCAAUUAUAGUUACUUGCUAUUUAAGGCAUUUUCCUGUUACCAUCUUCAGUGGUCUUAGAUCACCUUUUCCAACCAAAAGAUUCUAAAGCCUUAAAAAUCUCACUUUUUUAGAGUAACUCAGAAUGAAGCUAAGGGAAAAUACCAGGAACGUUUGCAAUUACUUGACUCAGCAAAAGUUUGUUCUCCUAUAAUUAAAUACUAGAAGAAACAAUAAGAUUUAGUAACUGCUUUCAGUGAGCUUGGUCUUAAUAUGGAAAAUGGUAAAUACAUUAUCACAUGAUUGAAAGUAAUAACUCAUAUAAAAUGUAAGCACUUCAUAUCUCUCAAGUACAGCUGGAGGGAUUGGUCAAAGCUUCUUCAGGAGGUGGCUUUUGAGUUGGAAACUGAAAGGUGGGUAGAAUUUGGUCAAGCAGAAUUAAAGAACUGAGGGGAAGGGAACAUUCCAGUUAGAGGAAAUAUUGUGCACCACUAUGGAAGUACUGGCCUUACAUGGUAAGGAUAAAGUUAAAUUUGGUAGGUGUAUAACAUUUGAAGACAGGAGAGGAGAGCAGUUAGAUUAGAGACAGAGAUUCUAGAAAGGUACUGAAGCCUGAAUUAGGCAAUGGGGAUGAGAUAGGAAUUACAGGAUUUUACAACUGAUUGGUCAUGAUAGGGGAGCAGUCAAACUUGACUCCAAAGUGCCAAACCUAAUUGACUGAGGGAAUGCUGGUACUGUUAGAAAGUAUUAGUGAAAGAAUUAGUUUGGGAAGGAGAAAGUAGUGAUGAGGUUUUUGUUUUUAGCUGUUUUUUUGGAUGAGUUGAUAAGCUGGUACAAAGUCAAGGUGAAAAUAUUUGGGGUGCAGCUGAGGCUGCAGACUUGCAGCUUGGUAUAGAAAUUAAAGCUAGUUGAGAUUUGAGAAUGUUUUAUUAGAGUUCAAGCUUUAGGAAAGGCCAAGGUUGCCAAGGAUUAGAGUAGGGUAAAGGGUCAAGCCAGGACCUUAGGCAAUACCACCUGCAUUUAGAUAACAGAAGGAAGUCUGAAGAGGAUGAUUGGUUUUAGAGAUUAGACCAUUCUGAGGAUAUUAUUUUCUAAUCAAAAAGAAGAGAAAGGUCUGAAUCUUUAAUUUGAAGUAAUUUCAAAUUUACAGAAAAAUUACAAGAAUAGUUCAAAGAACUCAAUCUUCUUACCACGAUUCAGUGUUUGUUAACAUUUUGUCAUAUUUGCUUUAUCAUCCUAACAUAUUAUUUUAGGAACCACUAACAAGGUGAAACCCCAUCUCUACUAAAAAUACAAAAAUUAGCCAGGCGUGGUGGCAGGCACCUAUAGUCCCAGCUACUCGGGAGGCUGAGGCAAGAGAAUAGCGUGAACUCAGGAGGCAGAGCUUGCAGUGAGCCGAGAUCGCGCCACUGCACUCCAGCCUGGGUGACAGAGUGAGGCUCUGUCUCAAAAAAAAAAAAAAAAAAAAAAAAAAAAAGAGUAGAUAGGAAAUACCAUAUCCAUUUAACUUCAGAUACUUCAGCUUAUGUUUCCUAAGAAGAUUAUUCUCUUACCAACAAUAUAAUUACCAAAUUCAGGGUAUCUUAUAUUAAUGUGCUAUUAUCAAAUAUGAAUAUACAGUGCAUAUUCAGAUUUUGUCAGUUAUUACAAUAAUGUCCUUCAUAACCAUUUUUUAACCUGUUGGAAGAGCCAGUAUAGGUUCACCAAUUAUACUUAAUUAAACAGUUGUCUUUUUCCCUUCCUGUCUUGUUUGAAUAUGUAAGUACUUGUGUUAGUCACCUAAAGGAUUAUUUAAAAUUUAAAUAUUUAAUAAAAAAUGCAGUAUUAAUGUUUUUGGAUAAAAUACUAGGAAAAAAAUGUACUUGCUUAGCUAGUUUGUACUAUUGGGAGUAUUCGAAAGGCAAGGGAGUACUGCCUAAAAUCCAGCUGAAACGACUACUAGAAUUGGUGAAGUUUUAUAAGGGGAGGUCUUUUAUUGCUCAGAGUUGGGUGGUGGGUGGCAAGAGUAGGAGAACAUUUGGAUAUUAAUGUGUCCCUUAGAAUAGAAAUUGAAGUAUAUUCAUGUACUUCCCUUUCUGUACUGUGAUUUUUAUAUGUAUGUAUUAAAUUGGGCUUUUAAUUAUUUUGAGUUGGAAAAAAUAGUGUAAUUUGAAGACAUUUUACAUCACCACUUGGGUUUGCAAAUUAUGUAUUGCUAUCCUGUAUAUACUGUUGUAUCCUCUUAGUUUUAUUCUGGUAGUUGUGUUAGGUGGCUUGUCUGCUGCGAGAUUUUUAACCACAAAUCUAAAUCUCAUUAUUCGAAGUGGUGUUUCACUGGACCCUAAACAUCUCUUCUCUUAGCUUUUCUAUGGCUAGCUGAAGUGGGACACUAAACAUUCUGACAUCUAUUUUCGACACAUUACCAGGUUUCAGAAUUGGCAAAGAGAAAUUAUUUCUUAACUGCUCACCCACCAUUAUAUAUGCUUUCCACCCAUAUGUUUACCACCUUCCUCUUUAGUAAAUUUAAUAUGUUAUUUAAUAAAUUUCUAAACCUAAGUCACCCCAGCCUAUUUUGAGAUGUUUUGAUAAUUAUUUUCAGGUGAAAUUUUAGAAACAGUUUUGAAAAAGGUGGGAAUAGCUGGUAAGGUCUCUUUAUUAUUUAUUUAUUUAUUCAUUUAUUCAAUUCUUUUUUUUUUUUCUUUUCACCAAAUAGAUUUUAGGUAAACCAAGGCUUUGAAUAGAACAGAAAAGUGUAUGUAUGUUUGUACAUGUGAACUAAUUCGCCAAAUUCGAUGUAUUUUUUUCUACCGAAUCUAAAAUUCUAUUGAAGAGCUUUUUUUAAAAAAAAUAAAUAAAUAAAUAACUGAACUUGUUCAGACAAGAAAGAAAUUUAAGGAACCUGGAAUUGUUGAACCAGGAUAAACAUAGAACAUCUUUUAGGGUUUCGUCAUUGUUGUUGGUUUUCCAUUCUAGUCCUCAGCAAUUUAAAAUUUUAAAUUCACACCUCUUCAGUUGUAUUUAAAUCCGCAGUUGGGCAACCUUUUGGGAAGAAAGAAAUAUUAAUGGAAUUAUUUUAGUUUUUUAUUUUUAUUAAGAUUUGGGGUGGUAGGUAGAGGUAGAAGAAAGAGAUGACUGACUCUAUUCUAGCCUGACAUCCUUUUUGUUUGUGUGCAUAAACAUGCUGAUAGUAUAUUCCAAGUUACUCAAAUCAGGGAAUAUAUUAAAUUUUUGUGAUUGAUACAGAGCUUUUAAAUGCCUUAGCUUACCAAAAAUUAGCUCCUGUGUUUAAACUUUAGUUGGCUACUUCUAAAGUAUUUUUCAUAUUUGACAGAAAUAAAUUUAAAUAAGUGAUAAUAAUUUAGAAUGUUUAUCCAUUAGUAAAUAUCCUCAAGAAAUAACAUUUUUAUGCCAGUUUAUCUCCCAGUUGUUUCAAAGUUUGAAGAUUGUUGGUUAUAAAUACUAAAAGAUUUGGAAGGUGCUAUUGUAUUUUUCACUUUUUAAUUGUGUGAUAUUUGGCCCAAAAAUAGUGGUGUCUUCACUAAGUUAAAGUAUGUAUGCAGACAGCAUGGCUGUCAGUGUCCCCAGCUAUUUAUGUGGCCACAUAUUGAGAAUUUUAUUUGUAAUUUCAGUAUCAGUGCUAAUGGCGGUAUCCAUAGUAGCUACGUAUUUUCUACCAAUAGCAAGAUGUUCAGAAUAUAUGUAACCUUUGUCGUAGAAGACAGAAACAUCUUUCUGCAUAUCUGCCUGGUGAUAAAGAAGGUAUAUUUUCCCUAGUCCUACACAGUAUCGGAAGGGGAACAAGGAGGGAAAAGAGUUGCAGUGUCUGGCUGAUAACACUCCUGUUUACAGUGAUGCUAACCAUUGGUCUUCAGAAAAUUUCUGCGUUUAUUUGCAGUAGCUGUUUUUAUUUUGGAUAGUACUUAGUCCAGAAAAUGUUGCUAAAUGUAUUUUUCUAGAGUAGUCAUAACUACUUUUGUUUCAAGAAAUAAGAGAUAUCAACUCUUCAAAAAGCAUAAUAUAUUAUGGUUUCUUUACAAGUUCUGUUUCUCCCAAGCACAGUGGCUCAUGCCUGUAAUCCCAGCACUUUGGAAGGCCAAGGUGGACAGAUUGCUUGAGCUCAGGAGUUUGAGUCCAGCCUGGGCAACAUGGCAAAACCUCAUCUCUACAAAAAACACAAAAAUUAGCCGGGUGUGAUGGUGCAUGCCUGUAAUCCCAGCUACUUGGGAGGCUGAGGCACAAGAAUUGCUUGAACCCACGAGGUAGAGGUUGCAGGGAGCCGAGAUUGCACCACUGCACUCCAGGGCCACAUAGCGAGACUCUGUCUCAAAUAAAUGUAUAAAUAAAUGUUCCAUUUCUUUUAUGUUAGCUAUUAUUAAGCUCAGAGUCAAAAAAUAGGAGGGUUUUUUUUUUUUUUUUUUUUUUUUUUGGGGACAGAGUCUUGCUCUGUCACCCAGGCUGGAAUGCAGUGGCACAAUGUUGGCUCACUGCAACCUCUGCCUUCUAGGUUUAAGUGAUUCUCUUGCCUCCCGAGUAGCUGGGAUUACAGGCACCACCACCACGCCCUGCUAAUUUUUGUAUUUUUCAUAAAGACAGGGUUUCAGCACGCUGGCCAGGCUGGUCUCAAACUCCUGGCUUCAAGUGAUCCACCCUGCCCUGACCUCUCAAAGUUCUGGGAUUACACAUGUGAGCCACUGUGUCCAACCCAAAUAUUCAGCUUUCUGUUAACAAAGCAUGCAGUUCCUUAUUAUACAUAUAUUUGAGUAUUAUGUAACUGGCUUCCACUUCCUUUGAUUUUCCAUUUUUAGAGGGAGCUCUACCUUUAAUUUCAAUAUCUUUUUCCUUUGCCUUCUUUCUAAGCUGUUUCUACUCCUUUGAAAGGAUCAAGUGUAUAAAUCAUUUGAGAGUAAACAUGUUAAAAAUACCAAUAGCCUGUCUUCUUAGAGCUGUUUUUCAAAGGUGUAUUAAUGAAAUUCUUUAAGCUGUGUAUUUGGUGUUUCUUCUACCAAUAGGUGCAUUUGCUAUAAUGCAUAACAUACCAAACACUUUAUAUAUGUGUAUAUACAUGUACUUAUGCUUAUAUAUGUAUGUGUAUAUAUGUACAUAUGCUUAUAUAUGUAUACAUAUAUUUAUAUAUAUUUAGUUUCUGGCAUAGCUAAUUGUGUCUUAAAUUAUAUCUUGGCUCAACCACAGAUAUAUGAAGUUUCUUGUCAUUGUGUGUUAUGUGUCUUUUUAUUUAUUUAUUUAUUUAUUUUGAGAUGGAGUCUUGCUCUGUCACCCAAGCUGGAGUGCAAUAGCACGAUCUCGGCUCGCUGCAACCUCUGCCUCCCGGGUUCGAGCGAUUCUCCUACCUCAGCCUCCCGAGUAGCUGGGAUUACGGGCGCCCACCACCAUGCCUGCCUAAUUUUUGUAUUUUUUAGUAGAGAUGGGGUUUCUCCAUGUUGGUCAGGCUGUUCUUGAACUCCUGACCUCAGGUGAUCCACCACCUCUGUGGGAUCCCAAAGUGCUGUGAUUACAGGCGUAAGCCACUGCAUCCGGCCUUUUUAUAUGUUAAUUUUUUGGAACAUACUGUCUUCUUAGCAGUUUUAUUUUAUUUAGGUACAUUUGUACUAAUUUUUAAAGUAAAUUUAUCUUUGAUAUUUUAAAGCUUAUUUUUUCAAUAUAUAUAACCUAUGGAAUGACUCUGUGUAAUUUAUUGGAGGACAUAAAGGGUUGCCCUGUUUCCCCCCUUUCUCCAUUUAAAACUAAGUAUUUCUGACCAAGCAUUGGUUUAUCAUGGCUAGGAUUUCUCCAAACAAUGUAGUGAACUUUUUUGAACAGCAGGUUGAAAAUCUGGCUAUAUUAGUGGGUAGUCUUAUAGAAUUUUCAGAAUCUUUUAAGGAAAUGUGGUUUAAACCUGAAAACAAAAUUUUCUAUCAAACUAAGAUAAGCACAUUCAUUAAAAAACCAAGUUCCUUUAGGAACUCUUUUAGACCUGUUUGAUUUAGCAUAUCCAUUUUCAAGUAAUUACUUGGAAAUUAUAAAUCAUCUACCUUCUUCCCCUUUCACUGUUUUUUUAUUUUAAUAUAGUUUCACCUUCUCACAAAAGGAAAUGAUAAAUAACUGUAGGGAAUAUUUGGGAUUUGGUUUUGGUAGCAGUCUUGCCAGAGAUUCAAGAUUAUGAUUGAUAAUAUUAGUACAGUUUUCUCAUUAAAUAUUCAUUUUUAGGAAGAAUUCUAAUUUUAAAUUUUGAAGGGUAUCUGGUUAAUCUGAACGCUGUUCAUCUGUACUUUAGUUACCCAAUUUCAUUUCAGGUUGUUAAUAAGGAUGUCCUACAUGUUGGAAUUUAAUGACUUAAACUCUUGAAAUAUGACCCUGUACUUGGUAACAACUAAUUUUGAAAAUAUAUGCUUAGGAAAAUUUUGAUAUAUAACUUUUGUAUCUUUUAAAACGUAUACAGCUCUAAAGUCCUGAUUUAACCAUAUAUUUGUGUAAUGUAUACACCCUUAAAAUUUUUUUUUGUAAGUUUCGUAGUAAAAUAACUGCUUCAUAUGACUGGUUUAAUUGUAUCUUCCAAAAAGACUUUCCAAGCAUUUACCAUAACAAGGCUUUUUUUGUUGGCAGGCCCUUUAACAAAGGGUCAAGCAGUCGGCCCUUUAACAAAAGGUCAAGCAGUCGGCCCUUUAAAUGACCUUAAAUUAAAGCCUUGCAGACAAGCAGAUUUACCAGCAUUAUAGAUAAGUAUUUCAGGAAGUAUUUACUUUACUAAAUAUGACUGUAUAUUUGUCCUAUAAAAAGUAAAUCUUCAAAAGAUUUUAAAAAUUACAGUAUUUUGGUUGAUAGGAGAUAAGAAUUUUAUUAAAACUUUCUUAAAACAUUUGGUAAUACAUUAAUGAAAUGACCACAACUUUAAACGACCACUUAUCCUCAUAAAUAUGGAUUUUUGCCUUCACCAGGUGAUUACAUUAUAAAGCUGUGCUUUCACAGAAGACAAAAUAAAGUUGUAUGAUUUAUAUUGAAGUCAAAUGUGUUGUGAGAUUACAUUUGGAAAGAUUAUAUUGGAAAAAUUCUAAUAGUUUUUCAGACUAUGUGAGAGACUUAAGUGACCAUGUGUAAUAGAAAAGUUCCACUGAAAGUUAAAAUCUGUAACAGCAUGACCCAACCUGUACAUUUGGGUCAAGUAUCUUUUGAGAUAGCUGCAGAGUUUCCUUUACAAUGCUGUCUUUCAGUUUUCUAUAGCUUUAUGCGUAUUGAUCAUCCUCAGUAAGGGCCCUUUUCUUUCCCCCAUCCCUUCCGCCCCUUUAUAGUGUUUUAUUUAGGGGAUUAAUUUAGGCAAAACUAUGCCCACAAAUCUAUGGGUUUCCUUUCCUAUGGGUUACUGGCAACUAAAAAUAUAAAUGUACAUUCUUAUCAGACAGAAAAUGUUAUUAAUGAUGUUAUUCAGUGAUUAACAUAGAUGCCCAAUUGAAAGCUUUCUGGUAAAAUUUAAUAAAUUUAACAGGAUAUUUUUAAUGAAGUGAUUUUUGCCAUUAUUAAAUCUUCCUACCUCCAGUUUUCUUCCGUGCCCAUAUACAGGUGAGCAAUAGGGACCACCGCUGCAUAGGAUACAUUGUUAUUCGGUUACAUAAAGCACAUAAUAAAAUUUAAUUCUUGCCAUUAUGUUGUCUAUUUUCAAAAUUGGGGGUAGUAGAGACAGAUGAAGAUUUAGAUAUAGAAAUGGAAUUCUGUCUUAAGCACUUAAAUGAUCGGUAUGGAUUGUUACUGAUCCAGCCACCCAUGCUAUAAGUCUAGAAACUCAGCCAGGCAUGGUGGCUCAUGCCUGUAAUCCCAGCAUUUUGGGAGGCCGAGGUAGGCAGAUCACGAGGUCAGAGAUCGAGACCAUCCUGGCUAACACAGUGAAACCCCGUCUCUACUAAAAAUACAAAAAAAAAAAAAAAAAAUUAGCCAGGCGUGGUGGCACGUGCCUGUAAUCCCACCUACUCGGGAGGCUGAGGCAGGAGAAUUGCUUGAACCCAGGAGGUGGAGGUUGUAGUGAGCUGAGAUCGCACCACUGCACUCCAGCCUGGGCGGCAGAGCGGGACUCCGUCUCAAAAUAAAUAAAUAAAUAAAAUAAAAUAAAAUAAGAAACUCAUAUACAUGGAUGUGGACCAAACAAUAUAACUCAAAUGCCUUUCUACAGGACUACAAAGCUGUCUGUAUCAGGUUAUGGUGUUAAAUCAUAAUUUCUGGAUCAUGAUCUUAAGCCUUUAAUUGGUUCCAUUUCUACUUUACUCUUUACUAACAAGUAUCCUGAUGGCCUGAAAAUCCAUGUUGAAAUUUGAAGUUUGAAUUUUCCAGAUCAAAUAUGAAAUUUAUUUUCAUUUUUUAAAGUACAAAAUAUCAGUUGUAUAAUCAUGGUAAAACAUAAAAUUUUGCUAUAAAAGAUUUUUAAAGGCUAUUUGAUUAAAACAUUUAUUUACUUAAACUCUU